Molecule: messenger RNA, 4930 nt
Organism: Sceloporus undulatus (fence lizard)
Lineage: Eukaryota; Metazoa; Chordata; Lepidosauria; Squamata; Phrynosomatidae
Gene: NIBAN2
Product: niban apoptosis regulator 2
Exons: 14
Coding region: 222-2600 (792 amino acids)
Source: RefSeq, a predicted model, not a curated record
AGAAGGCAAAGACGAGGAGGAGAAGAAGAAGGAAGAAAGGAAAGGGCAAGAACAGGGAAGGAGGCGUCGCUGGAGCUCCGGGGGAGCCUUGCGGAGGGCUUGGGCGACCUUCUCCUUCUUGGCCAGUGGCCCAUGGAGCCAGGCUCGCCUCCUCUUCGUCCCUAGGCAGCCUCUUCGUCCUUUUCCCAGCGCCAUCUGGCUCCUUCCCUGCUGCAGCCAUCAUGGGAGACGUCAUCUCAGCACACCUGGACGAGAGCCGCCGGCAGUUCAUCGCAGAGAAAACAAGCAAGGUCCUUGCCGACUUCUGCCAGUUCUACGAAGAGCAGUACGGCGUUGCGCUUUUCAACAGUGUCCGCUAUGAAAUUGAAGGCGGAGGGGGACCCCAACCUCAGCUCUUGCACCGCAAGGUCCCACUGGAGGAGCGCACCAUUUUCUCGGGGAACGUCUUCCAAUACUUGGAGGAGAACAAGAAGUGGAGGAACCGCUUCAGCCUCGUGCCCCACAACUAUGGGUUGGUGCUCUACGAGAACAAGCUGGCGUAUGAAAGGGGACUGCAGCCUCGAAUCCUUAUCAAUAGUGCCGGCUACAAGAUCCUCACCUCCCUGGAACAGUACUUGGAAUUGCUCAACAGUAACUUACCAGGCCCUACACCCAAGUCGGGCAACGCCUCCAUCUUGAAAUGUCCCACCCAGUUCCCCCUCAUCCUUUGGCACCCUUACGCUCGGCAUUACUACUUCUGUGUGAUGACCGGCAAGGAGCAAGAGAAGUGGCGAGCUGUCUUCCAGGAUUGUGUGCGACACUGUAACAACGGAAUCCCAGAGGACUCCAAAGUGGAAGCUCCUGCCUUCACAGAUGCCGUCCGCAUGUACCGUCAGUCGAAGGAACAGUAUGGCACUUGGGACAUGCUCUGUGGCAAUGAGGCACAGGUCUUGAGCAAUUUGGUGAUGGAGGAGCUCCUUCCCGAACUGAAGAACAUGAUUGGCCCCCGGCUGAAGGGCAAAGCCCAGGAGAGGCACAGGGUGUGGAUCCAGGUCUCUGAUGCUGUGUACAGGAUGGUCUAUGACCAGACGAAAGCCCGUUACGAUGCGGCUGUGACAGAAUGUGACCUUCAGGCUCCUAAGUUGAAGAGCACCAUCCGCACAGAUAUGGACCAGAUCAUCCAAUCCAAAGAGCACUUGGCCAGCAAGAUACGAGCUUCCGUCUUCUCCAAAGCUGAGAUCUGCGUCCGGAACCAUGUCCAACCAUACAUCCCUUCCAUCCUGGAAGCCCUGAUGAUCCCCACCAGCCAGGGCUUUGCCGAGGUACGGGAGGUCUUCUUCAAGGAAGUCACCGACAUGAACUUGAAUAUCGUCAACGAAGGGGGAACAGAGAAGCUGGGGGAGUACAUGGAGAAACUUUCUCAGCUGGCUUUCCACCCCGUCAAGAUGCAAUCCUGUUAUGAGAAGAUGGACCAGCUGAAGUUGGAGGGCCUCCAGCAGAGGUUUGAUGUGUCCAGUGCCUCAGUGUUCAAGCAAAGGGCCCAGAUCCUGAUGAGGCAGCAAAUGGACGAUACGGUCUACACUUUUGAGACACUCCUCCAUCAGGAGCUGGGGAAGUCGCUCAGCAAAGACGAACUGUGCAAAGCUAUCCAGCGCAUCCAGGAGCGUGUGCUCAAGAAAUAUGACUAUGACAGCAGCACGGUGAGGAAGAAGUUCUUCCGGGAAGCCCUCUUGCAAAUCACCAUUCCCUUCCUACUGAAGAAGUUGGCACCCACAUGCAAAGGGGACCUGGCAAGGUUCCAGGAGCUGAUUUUCGAGGACUUUGCCCGCUUCAUCCUGGUGGAGAACACGUAUGAAGAAGUGGUCCUCCAGUCGGUCAUGAAAGACAUUAUGAUGGCUGUGAAGGAGGCAGCCGUGCAGCGGAAACACAACCUGUAUCGUGACAGCAUUGUGAUGCACAACAGUGACCCCAACCUGCACUUGCUGGGCGAGGGGACACCCAUCAACUGGGGGGAGGAAUUUGGCAGCCAGGAAGAAUCCGAUCCAGCGGAUGAGAAGCAGCGCAGGGCUAAGCAAGUGGUGUCAGUCAUCCACACAGACGAAGGGACCCCAUCCUAUGAUGUCACUUCCUUGGAGGCAUCACCAGAUGCGACAGAGCCAGAGGAAUCUGAAGGUGGCCCAACACCGACGCAGGGUUCCCCCAGCAGCCUGAAAGAGUUGCGUACAAUGUUGGUGAAGGAAUUCCACGUGGAAUCCCCGGUUGCUGUUGGUGGAAAGGCCGAGGAACCCCUAAGCAAUGGCACCAUUAUCCAAGAGAGCAAAGGAAUUGCAGAGCAUAGGGAGGAGGAGAAAGAAAAGGAAGCUGCUCCGGUGAUAGAAGAACAUCUGCCAGAAGAUUCUGCUGAAUGCCAGAGAAAUGUACAAGAAGCCAAGGAUGCCACACCGGCAGAUGAAUCACCUUCCCCAGCUGUUGACAGGGGAUCCCAAGGGAACCACCGUGAACCCGGUGAUAAGGAGACGGGAGAGGUGGCAACUCAGGUCCAGGAGGUGAAAGCAGAGCCAUCCUUGGAGAACAGCCCUGGAGUCACAGACAACAGCGAGGGGACGCAGACUCAGUUCUAGGAAUCGUGACCCUUGCUGGCUUACAAGAGAGGUUUUCUCUCGACCACGUAAACACCAAAGGAGGCAGGAACUCUGCAAAACAGGGGUGGGAGGUGGAGAGGAUAUAGAGACCACCUAGGCUGGUCCAGUAACACCCUUACCUUUGUAUGUGCUCAAUCCCAAUGGAAGAGGUUGCCUCUUUUAUUUGAUGGGGGGGGGGGGAGAGAAUGAACCGGAUGCCUCUCAGAAGCAGGGUUGAGCUUUCUGGGCCACGUAGCCGCAACGUGGAUUCGUUCCCCCAAUCCCUUCUUUGCACCUUUUCUCUCUGUCUGUCUUUCACAAUGGGAGUGUUUGGGAUGUGGGUGUUGGCUCUCCUCCACCUGUUUCUACUGAAAAGACACUUUAUCGGGGAUGCUAAGAAAUGCCUGGAGCAGCGGAACAAAGAAUGGCAGCUGGAAUCUGUAUGGCAAAUGCUUUCCCCAUAUCUGUUCUGAGCUGUCCCCUAACUUGGUUAUUUGUCGAAGCUCCCCUAGAUGCCUUCUCCCUCCUCCAAGACGUUUUCUUUACCCCAUAGAUGUGAGAGUCUGACUUCUUUUUUUGUUUUUGUUAAUCUGUUGGGUGUCUCCUUCCCCCAUCUCCACUUUAACAAUUACAGGGUGGCUGAUUUUGUCCGGUCUACCCUUCCUUGGGCUUGUGGCAAGAUGUGUUCCCAUCUCAGAUCCCCACCAAGUCUUAACAUUGCUUCAAUGGGUUUGACAUGGCAAGGAGAGCAGCUGUUCUUUCCCUGUCUCCUGGUCCUCUUCCAGAAUUGUGGAGUGAGUCCAUGAGUUCCAAUUGCAGGAUCCUGUAGGUGAAGCAUGAGCAUGAGUCUUGGCUUGAGAAUGGAAGUGUAUAAGAACUAGUUUUGGAAGGUCUAUCUAGAAGCUGUUUUGGAGCAGAGCAAUAUUUGUAUCUGUCUGGAAGCAAGUGGACAAAUAGUUUCUAUCACUGUUGUAGUUGCAGCAUAGAUAACACUCUCAGUGAGCUAGGAUGGGAAUCAAGGCCCUCCAAAGUUGUUGGACUGAAACUCCCUACCUAGCAUAGCCCCUGGGGAGGAAUGCUGGGAGUUGCAGUCCAGAAACAUCUGGAAGGCCUUCAGGCAUCCAGGCCUUGUGUUACUGUCCACCAACAUGUGCCUGUUUUUAAUGGCUGAAAAGGUUAACAGACUGGAAAACCUAAAUGCCAUGUAUGUGUGUGUAUGGACAUCCAUAUGUAUGUAGAGUUAAGUAAAGAGCUAUGGUCAUGGUGGGAUUGAGUAUCUUUCAUGAUGCAUGUUGCGGGGACAUUUUUGAUUUGGGAACAGACCCUGUUAGACAGGAAAAUCCUAUAGAUGGGUGUUACGUACCUGAGGAAGACUUGAUAAGGGAAAUGGCCAAUGAUCUCGACUCCACACUUCUUCCUACCUGGAGUUGUAACAUUCCAAUUUCCAUGUCCGUGUUCCAUAUUUUUUGAUAGUUUCUGUUAAAUGAUGGGGGGAAAUUUGCCCUUUUGGGCUCAUCGUGUUUGUUUCAAAAGUGCCUUAUUGUUUUGGAUCCAAAGCCUGCCUUUUCCUGUCUCUCUCCGAGAUAGUUUAUUGCAGAUCUUAUACCAAAUGUUUAAGAAAGAAAUGUGCUUAUAUAUAUAUAUUAAUAAUAAAAUCCAGCUUUAUUUAAUGCCAGCACGACCCGUCUCAUCCUUAGCACAAUGUGGACUCUCUUGAACACGUUGGUUGACGUGUCUCCCACGGAGAAGGUGGUGUGAAGAUCACCUGUUGUUGUUGUUGUUGUGUACCUCCAAGUCAACCAUGCAACCUCUCAGUUCUCCAAGUGAAUUACAACAGCACCAAGGUGGGAGACAACCACUACCCCUCUGCACUCCUCUGGUGGGUCACACUGUCACAUUUCAACAUGUCACUUCUGGUGGCCAUUUGGGGCAAUUUUUUGGACUUCUAGGGGGUUUGAAGAAGGUAAACCUCCUGUCUGGGGUCAUUUGGGAUAAAAAAUAACCUGAAAAUUGGUGUAAAAGAUUAAAAUUUGGGGUUUAAGGCUUGCAGUUUGGGGAGCUUUGGGCACUGCACCUUAGAGUCCCAAAGCGACACUUUGUCCAAGCCUGGUAUUCAUGACGGCUAACCUUGGAAACAGUUGGUUAAGAAUUAAUGCACUGGGCCCUGGUUUUCUUUAUAUUUUUCAGCCACUCUUUAAAAUUGCCUCAUUUCAAUAAUUUACAUAAUUAGUAAAUGUUUUAAAAUUUAAGAGUGGUUCUGUUGUUGUUGUUGCAUGCUCUCAAGUCAUUUCUGAUUUAUGGUGACCCCAUCAUCAGGUUUUCUUAGCAAG